UUGCUGGUGUCGCCUCCAGAGGGCCGCACGGAUCCGGCGGCCCAGAAUGGCUCUGAGUUCAAUGUAUGAACCCCAGAGUGAAGGCCGUCAACAAAAAGAGGGAGCCCUGAGAAAAACUCUGGAUCACAAAACCACAGCUGAACCAUUGCACCCUCCGGAGGAAAGUGACGUGAACUUGGAGACACAUUCCAGCCCUGGUCGUUCUACGCUGGCCUUUCGAUCUGGUUUAUAUGGAUUUUGCAGUUUUCCAGCAGAAAUCUUGAGAAGCACUGACCAGUUCAAAACCAUGGCCUUUGGUUCAGUGACAUUCAGGGAUGUGGCCAUAGACUUUUCUCCGGAAGAAUGGCAAUUCCUGGACUCAGCUCAGAGGGACUUAUAUAGGGAUGUGAUGUGGGAGAAUUAUAGAAACUUCAUCUCUCUGGGACCUUCCAUUUCUAAACCAGAUGUGAUGACAUUAUUGGAUGAAGGGAAGGAGCCCUGGAUGCUUAUGAGGGAAAGGAUAAGAAGACACUGCCCUGAUUUGGAGUCCAGAUACAGGACUAAUACUUUAUCUUCAGAAAAGGAUAUUUGUGAAAUAUAUUCAUUCCAAUUGGAAGUAAUGGAAAAAAUUAAAAGCUAUUGCCUUCAGAACUCUAUUUUUAGAAAUGAUUGGGAAUGCAAAAGGAAGAUUGAGGGGCAAAUAGAACCACAAGAAGGAUGUUUGGGGCAAGUGAAAAUUACUUCUGAAAAAAUGACCACUUACAAAAAGCAUAAUUUUCUUGCUGAAUAUCAGAGAGUUCAUAAUAGGGAAAAGUUAUAUGAAUGCAAGGAAUGUAGGAAGACCUUUAUUCGUCGCUCAACACUUAGUCAGCACCUGAGAAUUCAUACUGGUGAGAAACCUUAUAAAUGUAAGGAAUGUGGGCAAGCUUUUAGACAGCGUGCACACCUUAUUCGACAUCACAAACUUCAUACCGGUGAGAAACCCUAUCAAUGUAAGGAAUGCGGGAAGGCCUUUACAGUGCUCCAAGAACUCACUCAACAUCAGAGACUCCACACUGGUGAAAAGCCCUAUGAAUGUAAAGAAUGUGGGAAGGCCUUUAGGGUACAUCAGCAACUUGCUCGACAUCAGAGAAUUCACACCGGUGAGAAACCCUACGAAUGUAAGGUGUGUGGGAAGACCUUUAGACAGUGUACACACCUUUCUCGGCACCAGAGACUUCAUAUUGCUGAGAAGCUCUAUGAAUGUAAGCAGUGUGGGAAAGCCUUCGUGUGUAGCCCAGACCUUCGAGUACAUCAGAAAAUUCAUUUUGGUGAGAAGCCCUAUGAAUGUAAGGCAUGUGGAAAGACUUUUAGAAUAUGCCAACAACUUACUGUCCAUCAGAGUAUUCACACUGGUGAGAAACCCUAUGAAUGUAAGGAGUGUGGGAAGACCUUUAGAUUAAGACAACAACUUGUUCGUCACCAGAGAAUUCAUACUCAUGAGAAACCCUAUGAAUGUAUGGAAUGCUGGAAGACCUUUAGUAGUUACUCACAACUUAUUUCACAUCAGAGCAUUCAUAUUGGUGAGAAACCUUAUGAAUGUGAAGAAUGUGGGAAGGCCUUUAGACUGCUUUCUCAACUUACUCAACAUCAGAGUAUUCAUACUGGUGAGAAACCCUAUGAAUGUAAGGAGUGUAGGAAACCCUUUAGACUACUCUCGCAACUUACUCAACAUCAGAGUAUUCAUACUGGUGAGAAACCUUAUGAAUGUAAGGAGUGUGGUAAGGCUUUUAGACUUUAUUCAUUUCUUACUCAACAUCAGAGAAUUCAUACAGGGGAGAAACCCUACAAAUGUAAGGAAUGUAAGAAGGCCUUUAGACAGCAUUCACACCUUACUCAACAUCAGAAAAUUCAUAAUGGAAUUUAAUACAAGAAAGCCUUGAUAUGUACAUUAUGUUACAGAAUAUCACAAAAUUCAUUUUUGAGAAUUGUUUUCAUGCUACAGAAAAAAAAAUUGCU
This is a messenger RNA of Eptesicus fuscus (big brown bat), 1977 nucleotides long. RefSeq names its product zinc finger protein 14 homolog. Gene Ontology annotation, molecular function: DNA-binding transcription repressor activity, RNA polymerase II-specific. The transcript has 6 exons. Gene Ontology annotation, biological process: negative regulation of transcription by RNA polymerase II. The record is from RefSeq and is a predicted model, not a curated record. Bases 47 to 1885 code for a protein of 612 amino acids. NCBI's taxonomy places the organism in Eukaryota, Metazoa, Chordata, Mammalia, Chiroptera, Vespertilionidae.